Messenger RNA from Cylicostephanus goldi, 411 nucleotides. NCBI's taxonomy places the organism in Eukaryota, Metazoa, Nematoda, Chromadorea, Rhabditida, Strongylidae. The record is from the annotation of a GenBank genome assembly.
AUGAAAUCGUCGUCACGUCCAACAAGCAUGUGUAUGACGCCUCGACAAGAUCCACUGACUUUUGAGGUUCUUCCCCAAGAAGGCUUGAAAAAUGAAAGUGUGGAGUUUAUACUAGGAAUGCCAUUGAAUCAGGUGCUAACACUUAUACAACAUAAUGCUAGGAUUUUAUCGAACAUCGAGUUGAUGUAUUCCAGAAAGGAUCCGCUCGGACGAGACAUCUGCGUUUAUUUGAGCAACGAUGGUAUUCGUUUGCUGUUUCAUCCUGUCACGCAACUUUUGCGGCUGAUCGAGGUCGACAAUUUGUCUCAGAUAGUGCUAAAGUAUAAAGAGAAGAUCUUUUCUGAACCUGGCGCUGAAGUUAGCAUGGACAAAGUUGAUGAAUUCUUUGGUUCUACGCAUCCUGGAGGUUAG